GCGACACUCAUGGCGGCUGCACCCGUCAGGCAGCGCUCCGGGCCAGGGGGACCCCGGGCGCAGCUCCCGCCCUGCUACUACGAAGGAUACCUGGAAAAGCGAGGACCGAAGGAAAAGGCGUCCAGGCGACUGUGGACCUGCCUGUGCGGGAAUUCUUUGUAUUUCUUCAAUAACGCCAAGGACAGCCAUUUUGUUGAGAAGCUGGAUCUCAGUGGGUUUGUGUCCCUGAAGGACGACUGCAGCCGGGACAGAAACCUGGAGGCAGCCAGACUCAUCCUACGCAUGAAGGAUGGAGAGACCAAACUCACAGCCCCUAACUUGGAAUCAAGGGAGCUGUGGAAAGGUUUCCUCUACUCCGUUGUAGAUCUGAAUGUACCAUCCUAUCUCACGUUGCUGCCUGGCCAGCUGCAGAUGCUAAAGGAGGUGGUGGACAAAGAAAGAUCCAGGAGGAGAACCCGUACUCCCACACGCGCUCCUCCCUCACGUGCUCCUCCCUCACCCCUCUCCGUGCCUUUAGUAGGGGAGAUCCCACCGUGUUUCCGACCAGUGUCUCGAACAGAGGCUGAAGUCCUUUUAGAGAGGCACCCAGACUGUGGCAACAUGCUGCUCCGUCCAGGAAGAGACGGGUGCUCAUUGGCUGUCACGACUCGACAGGACCUCAAUGGGUCAGUGUUCAGGCAUUACCGUGUGACUCAGAGGGACCAAGGUGGUUAUGUCAUUGAUGUAGAAAAUCCUAUCCCAUGUGCUACCCUUCACGAGGUCAUCAACGCUCUGGUAGAGAAGACGGCAGGAACUCUGCAGCCUUUCCUUCUGGAGGAGCCUUACGAAGAAAAUAUCACAUAUGUGUCGGCCAAUGAUGAGAAUGGAGAAAGGAUCCUCCACACUGCCCCCUCCAGCCCCCUGCCAAAGGCUCCUGCCCUGCCUCCAAAACAAGAUCGUUGGCCCAGCAGCCCCCUUACCAGGUCACCCGCCCCAGACCGCCGUAUCCUGACAACAUCAGUGCCAGCUUCGCCCACUAACCCGAUGAGAAGACUCAUCCUCUCCCCUUCACCCCUCACACAGACUCUCAAUGAGGAACUCAAACUAAAGCUGGAGAAGAGACGAGCCAGUCAGGAGUGAUUGACUUAUCAUAAGGAACAACCAUCUGUCACCGCAUACUCAAUCUUCAGUGCCAAAACCCUUCUUACCGCAGCUAUGUAUUUAUCCUGUGCCUUCUAGGUGGAAGACAAGGGACAACAAAUAUUUCCACUUUCUCUAAGGGAGAUACAAACCGUUGGACUGAUUAAAUGGACUUUGGUUGGCUUCUUAAGAGCAACACUGCCUGGAAAACACUGGAUUAGGGUCAUAAAAUGCCUUAGUUGGGGUAACAAUCCACUGGUGCUUUGUCCAUUUGCAUAAAGCUGUUUACAAACUGCAUCUGAGCAAAAAUAAUAGUGCCACAACAAAUGAUUUCCCUUCAGAUUACAGUCCACAUUGAUUCAACAUGACUGGCAGCUAAAAAAAAAAAAAAGAGAAGCUCUGACACAAACCGGACCACCUACGGAGCCUGAUGUUUUUCCGUCUGAGCCCCUGUCUGAGCUGCUGAUGUGACUGCUGCAACACUGGAGACUAAGAACAAACAAACCUAAGACUGCAGAGAUCAACAUGGGAGCGACAAACUCUGACCUGAGACUCUUUAUCUGCUCUGAAAGUAAAUAAGCCAGGCAUGAUCAGGUUUCAGUUCAGCAAACCUGUUCACUCACCUCGUCAUAUGAAACAUGCCUGAAAAAAGAUAUCGUCUGAAUAUAAAAAACAGGUGGGCAGAAAACUGAAAACUGCACAAUCUCUGCCUGCUGCUCAUGAGUGCUAUUUGUGAUAUAUAAGCAACCAUUAAUGUAUUGUUGAUUCAGUGACACUGUUGUGGCUCAUCAAUGACAAAGACUUUAACCGUACUGUUGGUGCUUAUUUUAAAGUGUUUCCUUAUUCUCUGCCAAUGUGUUUGUGCUACUGUGUGGUGCUAUGACUGGACCUGGAAACUCCAGGUGAUUCUAUACUUCCUCAAGAAAAUGUGUCUACUGUAGUCAUAUAAGAGUGCCCUCUAGUGAAAUAUCUUUUAACUCAAGCGGCAGACACUAAAAAAAAAGCACACAGUGUUUGGAAAUGAAGUACAAUCUGUUUUAUGUUACAGUCUGAACCCAGCAAAAACUUUUGGCUUUGUCACAAUAUUUUGCCAUGUGCUACCUCUCGACCUUUAAUAAUGAAAUUACAAUGCAUUACAGGUUUGAAGGAGCUUAAACAAUAACAACAUAUUCUACAUUGAAGUAGAUUUGAAGUUUCUGAAUAAUUGUGGCAAACUGUGAUCAAACUGUGUAUGUUUGUACAUGAUGUGUUGUGUCUACUUGAUCACUAUCAAAGAAUAGUGUUUGUUGGAUAUCAAGGGCAUUAAAUGUUUUU
Eleginops maclovinus (Patagonian blennie) is the source of this 2433-nucleotide messenger RNA. It is a transcript of the gene stap2a, whose product is annotated as signal transducing adaptor family member 2a. Gene Ontology annotation, molecular function: signaling adaptor activity. Lineage: Eukaryota; Metazoa; Chordata; Actinopteri; Perciformes; Eleginopidae. The transcript is spliced from 11 exons. The coding region runs from base 10 to 1119 and encodes 369 amino acids. The record is from RefSeq and is a predicted model, not a curated record.